This is a messenger RNA of Vespula vulgaris, 8928 nucleotides long. RefSeq lists its product as uncharacterized. The transcript has 10 exons. NCBI's taxonomy places the organism in Eukaryota, Metazoa, Arthropoda, Insecta, Hymenoptera, Vespidae. Gene Ontology annotation, cellular component: nucleus. The record is from RefSeq and is a predicted model, not a curated record. The coding region runs from base 959 to 5923 and encodes 1654 amino acids.
UCCUACAGAAUCGAUAGAUGGCGUGCUUUAUUGUUGACUUGGAUUAAAAUGGCGACCUAUAAUGAGCGCACGGGGGCAAUACCGUUAAAUUCCCCGCGAUAAAUGAGCCUGUGCGAAUUCAUCUCACCGCGGUGUAUGUGCAGAAACGCCGGGUGGUUUGAGGUGUACCCGGCAUGUUCAGAUUUUCGCGGACGCUCGAAUCAUGUGAGCGGAGCAACGGUGCCACCCGAUCGUGUGUCGUGCGUUGGCCAGGUAUCUGUGGCCAUAUUUAUUGUGUUAUUCUUAAAGACAUCGUAUCUCUUCGUACACCGGCGAACAUAAUCGAAUACCUAUACACACGGCUCUACGAUAUCGAAGAAAACAAUCGUCGUUGUCCAAACGUUUAUAGAAUACGCGAAGAACGCGACGAUCCAUUCCUUGUUGAUCAGUACCGACUAGCAGUGAGCUAUUGGUAUACUGUAUUCAAGGAUACUGUUGUUUGGAUAGGACAAAACGAAAAGACGCUGUUUCGAUGGAUGCUCGUCGAUCCCAAGGAGAGCGCGCGUGCUUGUUUUUGUUUUGCGGACAAAUAGCUAUUAACACUCGACGAUCGUAAGCAACACAAGUCGUACUGUGCCUGCAGAAACACGCUGGCUUAUUGCUCGAUUCGACGAUCUCGGAUACCGUCUACGGCAUUCUGAUGGAUCACUCGUGAUUACGAAGAAGAUAGAAUGGAGAACUUUCUGCCCUACCUUAGAAUCCUUAACACUUUAACAAAGCUCUUAUGAUCAGUUCAUAUGUAUAUGAAGAAGUGUAUAGAAUGGUUUCCUAUGUGCAAUUAUAAAGAGGAAUGUAUAAAAGUUUUCAUUGAAAAUUAUGUUAUGAUUGAUUUAAAACGUAUCACCAACAUUUCUAAACGCAAGAAAGCCUGCCAUAAGUGGACUAGGCAGGCUAGGCACCCUUGUGCCAAACUUGGGUAAUGGAUCCUGUUGGUCCAUGGUAUGCAUCGUAUAACCGCCUUGCUUCAGGAAGUACUGCUAAUACAUUUCAAGGAACAAAUUCAACCACCAACAGUGAUUUUGUAUCGCAUCAUUUGUCAACAGCUGCCACACAAGCGGUACCAUCAACAACAUCGCAAUUACUUUUACAAGCAGCACAUACAACAGCAACUCUGGCGGGACAACCAUCUCCCUUCAACCCAGGGGGGUUUUUGUCUCCACCCCCUGUGGGUUAUGAUGUUUUUUCUCCUUUGUUUCACCAUCCCAAUUCAAAACAAUCGCCUUAUGUAUCGCAACAUCGACAAGUCCUUGCUCAAGCACAAGCUGUGACAGUGACUAAACAAAAUACAACAACCGAAUCUGAAAUAUCUCCAUUGAGAGAAAACUACAAUUCAACUCAUCAAACUUUCUUUGAACAUCAGGGUUCAUCAUCUUCACCCACUGCAUCAUCUCUCGCUUGGACCCAACAAAACAAUGCCCAGCUUCCAAGUCCUUUUGGUAUAUUACCACAUGAAAGUGUUGUAGCAUCUUCUCCUGGACCACCUUCCACAAAAACUAACACUGCUGCCUAUGAAAAUACAUUUAAUGCUCAUUUUAGUGCAACUCCAACAAUAAAUAAUAUAAAUUCUCAAUUAUCUACUCCUGUUUCAACAGCAGACUUUAAAUCAUCUACUUAUCCAGAUGCAAAAAAGACAGUAAAUGUUAGACCUCAAUCUCCAAAUGUUAACGUAAAGUUAGUAGUCUCCACGACUCAAGGAGGUAAUAGCCAAACAUUUUUCCAACAAGUUCCAACUACUUUUAGUUCUGAAACAUUGACAAACAGUUACACAGCUGGUAAUGGGACCCAAACUUCAAAUGGUAAGGUACAAGCAUCUCUUCAACAUCAACAAUCAUGCAUUGUGUCCACGCCAAGUAAUACUCCUAGUAAAGAAUACAGAAUUCCACAACCAUCUGCAAGAUCUGUUGCAUCAACAACCAUAUUUUUAAACACAUCUGUUAGGUCGGUAUCAUCGCAAGCUCAAGAUAAACAACCAACACAAAAUAGUGGUUUUCCUUCCCCACCUAACAAAGCUACAUCUACAUCUCAGCAGAGUAUACAAACAAAAGCACAAACUAAAAUUUAUCCUGAAUUAAGCAAUCAUGGUGAACAUAGAAGGAAUGAACAAGCAGGACAUGAUAGUAAUCAGUCAUCGCCUAUUAGUUUUUCUAUCAUGGAUACACGUGGUAUGAAUUAUGGAACUAAUAAUACAACAAAUUGUAAUAAUAAUAGUGGUAAACUUGCAAGUAACCAAAGGACACCACCAAAUAAUAAUUUACAGUCACAUCCACAGCAACAGCAGCAACAGUUUCAUGUUUUGAAUCAACAACCACAACAGCAACAACCAACAACACCUUAUAGACAUUAUAUAACAAAUUCAGCAAAUGAUACUGAAUAUCACCAUUCUAAUAGAUCAAAAUCAACAGCAUCAACAGAUUCUGCUUAUUCUUCCAAUAAUUCGACUCAAAAUGGUCCUGAUUGCGGAGUUGUUGUACCACGAAGACCAAGUCCCUUACAAGCACAUUCACAAGCUAGUCCACUAGGACAUGUACCAAGUCCUGCAUAUCCAAUGUAUAAUAGCCCAAUGGCAACAAUAUCUUCUCCUUCGCCAUUGCAACAACAUACAGAAAAUAAUGGAAAUCAAUGUGCUAGUGGACAGCAGUAUAAAGCAACAGUACAGCAGCAAGUUACACCACCUUCACCACUUGAUGUUACUGUUCCUCGACCUGCAUCACAAGGUCAAGUUGCAUAUUCUUCAGUGAUAACUAGGGCAUUAGGUACUACAGAAAAUAACAAACCAACUUACAAUACAGAAACUAAAAGUUAUGAUAGACAACAACAAGAUUUCUCUCAAACACAAAAACAACAAAUAUGUUGGGAAAAUGAUAAUAGACAAACAAAUACAAAUAGAAAAUUUUCUGUGGCAGUGUAUACAACUGGUAACACAGAAAUAAAUACUCAAACAUUACCUAUUCAACAACAGGUACAAAGAGUAUUAAAUGUUUCUGAGAGGCAGCAACCCUAUUUUGAUUCUAAUCAAGUUACUUUACAAGAUUUAAGUAGCUGUAGAGGAGAUCCAAUGAGUAUUGUAAAAAAUUUACAAACAUUACAACAAAGUUCCUGUCAAGUACAACAGCAGCACACAGGCCCUACUGCUCUAAAUGAUCAGCAGAAGCAAGUAGAAGAAAGGCGCAAAGCAGAUUCUGUUAACAAAAAAAGGAAAAGUUCAGAAAAGGGAGGUCAUGGAUCCACUCUAAAUGAACUUGCAGGAACAGCAACAAUGACGGAAUAUUUAAGUAGAAUACCACCUCCUGCACAUCAUAAUACAAAUCAACAACAACAAAAUGGUUAUUUCGACUUUGAAAGGUGGAAUUUGCCUCCACCUCCCUCAAAAAUGUUUACAAGUGCACCUGCUGCAUUUAGUUCUCAAUCAACACUGCAUCAUUCAAGUAAUUUUGUAGGAAAUCCAGCACAUCAACAUCAAUCUAUAAUGGUGCCACAUCAUCAUGCACCACCUCCUAUUCCUUAUUUUCCAGCUUUUCAUAUACCUCCAGGACAUCAUCCACAUCAUACUCAUGAAUUUCAAUCUUCUGUUGAAAUAACUCCAAUUAGUUUUGGGGAGAAUGCAGUAAAUCAAAAUUCUAAUUAUAAUCAAGAAAUACGAGAUGAUCAACCUAAAGUGAUUGUUCCUAAUAUAGAAGAAGAAUUAGGCUUUCUUCAGCAAAAUCAACAGCCAGUGCAAACUAUGAAUCAAAUGAACAAAGAUCUUAAACGACCUGGUAGGGAUCCAAAUUCAGGAUUCAUGACGAGCUAUUUGAAGUUUUUACAAGGUGAAAGAGAUCCUUCACCGCCACCUGCAAUACGAGGUGGUAGAAAAGCAACAUGGAGUAGGUCGAAACCAUAUAUUCCAAUAGAGCCUUGUAAACCUUCAGAAACUUCCACAAAUGGAGAAACAGUAAAAACACAGACUGAAAAACCAAAUCCUCCAAAAGAAACACCAGCAAUUGAUUAUGCUAAUGAUCCUAGAUAUUUUCCAUUACCUAAAGAAAGAAAAAAACCAAACUUUGAUUCAAGUGAUGAUGGAUUCACUAGUGAUGAUGAUUUUCUAUUUCCACCUAAAAAAGCGGAAAGAAAAACAUCUACUAAUACUACUAAUACAAUGGAUACUACAACUAUAAAACCAGAAGGUAAAUCUAGGAAAGGAAGACCUAUUAAACCUGGAGGACCAACAGAUAGAAAGCGAAAAGCUGCAGCUGCUGCAGCAGCAGAGGCAGCUACUCAUACAUCAAGUGGAAAAGUAUCAAAGAAACUUGAAGAAGUGGAUCCUUUACUUUUACCCCCAAGAAGAGAAACGUCUAGGAGAAAAGCUAAGGAAAAAACAUCAGUAAAACAAUUUUUAGAUAGACAACAGGGUAUAGAUUAUUUUGAUAAUGACGAAGAACAAGGUGAUUCUGAUUCUGAUCCUGCUUGGACUCCUGCAGUAAAAUUAGUUGGAGAUGAAGAAGACAAAAGAAAGAAACGUGGACGACCUCUAAUUACAAAGAAAAAUAAAAGGACCUUAGAAGAAGAUGGUUAUUCAUCUGGUGAAGUUAUUGUUUCAAAAAAAUCAGUCAGAAAAAGGCAUGAAGUAUAUACAAAAAAUUCUAGCAAUUCUGCAAAGAUUUCGACUAAAAUAGAUGAGAAAUUAAUUACUUCUGCCAGUGAUGAGGACAUUGAUAUAUCUCCAUUUAAGCAUUCCAUCAACAAUUUUGAAGAUGUGUCUGGUGAAUUUGUUGUGAUCAAGACAGAUCUAGAUGAAAAGUAUCCAGCUCUGUGGAGAAUAGAUGGGAAAACAUUAUUGCAAAAAUAUGAGCCAUUUAAGUCCAAUGGCAAAACGUUAUAUAGAAACAUAUCAACGUAUUCUGGUUGGGCUCCACAAAAUCGUCAUAUUUAUCAACAAGUGCCAGUUAAGUUUUGGCAACAAGGCAAAUUAGAAACUAUUGUAGAAUUUUUAAGGGAUGAAAUGAUCAUUGAUGACAGUGAAUGCAUAAAUAAAUUCAUGAAGGAUACUGAAAAAUAUCAAGAUAAUUUUGAAGUGUAUAUACAAACACUGAUCUCACAAGCUUUGGAUUCAAAUUUCCUAACAGAGAUAUUCCAAGAGCAAGAUGAUUAUUUCUUAUCCAAUGUUAAGACUGUCGAUGAAGUAACAGAUGAGAGAAAACAACGUCUUCUUUCUACCACUAAAUGGCGAUCUAAUUUUAUAACUGCAAUCUCUACAUGGCCAUGUCUUAAUGUAUUGAAAGAUUUGCCAUCUUCUGAAUAUAAAAACAAAUUAUGUGCUGGUUGUCAGCAAAUCAAAAUUUAUGCUAGAGUUUUACUUUAUGGUCAGCCAUACAACAGUACCACAUUGGAAGGCUCACCUCCUGGUCCAAAAGUACCACAAGAAAAGGAUUUUUUGCUAUGUCGAAUUUGCCAAACUAAGGUAGCUCUAUAUAAUAAAGUAGCUCAUCAAAAAUAUCUCAUGUUUUUGGAAUGUGCAAGAAGAGUAGCAGAUAAAAGAUCAACUGAUCCUAAUAAAGAUACAACAAUAAUAUUAAAUGAGUUAUUAGCGGACGAAACUUGGUUGAAUCAAUUAUUUAAAGAAGUUAGAUGUAUUUGGGCAGAGAUUGAUAACAUGGAACAACAAAUUAAACAAAAGUCAAAUCCAACGGAAACAUUAUCGUCGUCGUCGUCGUCGUCUUCGUCUUCGUCGUCGUCGUCGUCAUCGUCUUCAGUAAAUCAUGCAGAAGAAAUGAAAAUUCAUAAUUCAUCUGUGCGUGCAACUGAAGGACCGAGUAAUACUUCAGAUUCACAGGUGCCUAUACAGAACACUGAAAGCAAUUUGCAAACAGUGUCUUGUAAUAUGCAAAUAAACAGUGUAUCGUCUUAGUGGUGCUACACAGUAUGGUUCUAUUUGUUAUUUAACGUCAUAAUAUUUGUGUGAGUAUAGUGGCAUACAUAAUUGUUGAAUAUAUGCAUACUUGUCUCUCACAUUGAAGAAUUAUAUAAUAGACUUGAAGAACAGUGGAUAACUGUUAAACUGGAUAAUAUGAUGAACUAUAAAGUUAACAAGAGUGUAAUAAGGAACUGUAAUUAUAAAAAUGAGGUAUUAAGAGUAUUGAGGUAAGUGAAAAUUUAAACACUUUAAAUGUGUAUUAUAUACAUUUUUGGUAUAGCAAUCAGAGCCCAAACUUUGCCAUUAUAGUGAUAUAAAAAUAGUGGAAUAUUGACACACAUGUGAAUAUAGUUACACAUAGCUAUUUGUAUCGUGAUAAUCUCAUGUAAGGUGAAAAUCUAACGUGAUAAAUCGAAAAAUAUAAGAAGACAGAACUUUGGUAACAUGAUGUGAAAAGUGUUAAAAAUUUUCUGUAACAUAUUUGCAUCACAUAACAGCGCCUUGAAGUCUGUUGUUUAUGAAAAGCAAAAGCUGUUAAGAUAUUUGUUCCUGUAUGUAUAACUCUUAAAGUUAAUAUGUAUUUUCUUUUUUACUUUUGCAAAAUAGUUGCUAUUUGUAAAAUUGGCAAGUCAAAUAAUAUUUAUGUAAUAUUUAUGUUGUAUAUAUAUAUUUACUAAGUGCAAACAUACAUAUAACAAGAUUUUUUAAACGUAUCAAAUACGUUUGAAAUAUCCUAAAGUGUUCCAAAACCAAUCAUUUAAAAAUAUCUCUAUAGCAUGAUCACUGAAUAGAUAAUUGAACAGAAUACCUUCAAAAAAAAAAAAAGAAAUUACCAACUGAUAUAACUUUGAAGUUACUAAAUAUUUUGAAAAUGAACUUUUGUUUUUGCUAUAUGCAUAUAUUUUUGCAUUAUAUAUUUAAGUCUGAUUUUGAUUGCAGUUAUUAUUUCCAGUGCAACAUUUAGAUAUACAAUUCUUCCACAUUAUAUAUACAAGCAAUUAUUUUAUCAUGUUUAAAAAAAAUUAUUUAUAAUUUUUGGUUCAAUAAUUUUCAGUUUGCAAAUAUCAUUACAUAUAUAUAUAUAUAUACUCUUAGCUAUAUGAAUAUUUGCGUAUAAUGGUCAUAAUAAUAGCAAUAUUCAGGUUCCAGAGGCCUUUUUGUAUAUCAUAACAUAUAAAUAAUAACAUUUUGUUUUCAUUAAAUAGUUAAUGCUUGUACAGUACUGUUACUAAGUCUUGUCCUCUUGAAUUAAAUGGUUUCUUUUUUUAUAUCAUAUUUCAAUGAAAGUAAAAUAAUUAAGAAAAAUUAUAUACUGCAUAUAUAAAGAAAUGAAAGAAAAAGUAUUAAUAAUAGUAAGUUGGGCUAUGAAGUUGAACAAUUAUCGAACAAUCAUUCUCUUUCUGUUUUUUUUCUAUCAUUUUUAUAUAAGUUAAAAUAUAUUUUUGUUGCAUUUAAAAAAUUCCUUUAUUGACCUUAUUUAAUCUAAAACGCAUACAUAUGUAUACAAAUGUGUUUUACUUUGUAUCUAAAAUAUCUGUAUAUCAUAUUUUUAAGGGCAAAAUUGGUGAACAGUAAUGUACUGCUAAUUUUUCGUUUAAAAGAAUUUGUUUUUAUAUUUGAUCUAGAGCAAAUAUAAUAAGAGAAAUGUAGAUCAAUUACAAUAAGAGAAAAUAAAUUAUGAUGCAUUGUUCUAUGUUCUCAGAAUGUAUAAAAUAACAGAAUUAUGUAUUUUAGAUUUUGGCCUCAAUGUGUAUCAUAAAUUUUAUGAAGUUCCAACUUUUGUAAUACAUUGUAAAUAUUGAGAAUUCUAGAUAUAUCGAAGGCUUCUUUUUAUCAUUAUAAUAUACUUUACUAAGAAAAAGUAUUCUGUAAUGAAAUUUAAUAGAAUUUUGUUACUUUACAAUGAUUUAUAUAAAAAAGGCAACAUUUUAUAUAUGAUUAACAUUACAAAUACUUUCCAAUAGAUAAUAGAUACCUAGUUAUAGAGCCAAUAACAGUUUACUGUACAUUAAAUACCAUUAUUAGAUUUAAAUUAUAUGUUAUUAUUAUUAGUAUUAUUAUAAUUAUGAUUAUUACUUUCUUCAUUGUCAUUAUCAUCAUUAUCAUCAUUUUAUUAUUAUCAUUAUUCUCAUCGCGAUAGUCUUUAUUUAAGGCUUGUAUCGUUUAAGUUUUUAGCCUAUCUCCAGAUUUAUUAGGAACAAAAAAUAUUCUCUAAAGAAAAAAGAGUGGUGAUAUGCGUGCGUGGCGCGAAUGUAUUUUUCGAAAAUGUAUCAAAUAUAUUUGUAAAUUGUAAAAAUAUUCUAGCAAAGUGUGUAAAGUGGCUAAGUAAUGCCUAUCAGGCUUUAGACACCUUUCAUAUGUUAUACCAAGACAAAAUUAUUGUAUUAGUAAUAGUCGUGAGGUGCAUUGAAAUGUAUUAUAAAUUAUUGGAGGAUUUAUUAUAUUAAAAUCUAAAAUGCGGGCAUUUGGACACAAACACAAACAAUAAAAAGAGUAUGCAACAUGAAAGAGAUCUUCUUUCUAACAAAUGUGCCAUGCAAUAAUUCAUAUCGCAAAAAAGCAGGUGCUGUAUAUAACAAUUGAAUGGAUGAAUCGAUUUUUUUAAUAAAUACAAAAAUGUAACGUGCAAACAAACGUUUCUCAAAAAAUUGCAAUGAGAAAUCUUAAUUGUAUAAAUAUUGUAAUGUCAUAUAUAGUACCUGCCCUAUGAUUAGAUCUUUCAACAUUGCAUACGAUAUAAAACUAUUAAUAUUAUUGUUAUAUUAUACUUCUUUUUAAAAAGCGAUGGGUACAACCUUGUUUAUUAGACACUGUAAAUUUUUUUAUAGGUUUCAUCAUACAGUUUAAUUAUGAGAAGUUUUGAACACUGAAGUUGCAGUAUUUUCUGUUAUCUUGAUCGAAAAAGAAAUAUGAUCAAAGUAUAUAAAUAUUAUAGUAGAAUAUUACUCGCAUAAUUUAUGUUUUUAUUAAUCAUUUUUAAAUAAAAGACAUACAGUUUA